GUAACCCGUAGUGUGAAAACAAGCUUAAUAAAUCUUGAUCCCGCUGCAGUCGAGACCCGGCGUUCUGGUUCCCAAUAAUUAUACCCCAUUAUAAUACCUUUGCCGCAGCUUCGGUGUCAGCACUUAAAAUCCAGAGCAAACCAAGUAAUCACACCAAAAAUGGGAUCUGUUGAGCCGAACGCGGCUAGAGUCGCCAUUGUUACCGGUGGGACGAGCGGCAUUGGGCUCCUCCUUUCCCGGCAUCUGCAUGCAAAGGGCUGGCGUGUUGCCCUCGUCGGGCGACGGGCGGACGUGGGCGCCCCGAAGACGGCGCUUCUCGACCGCUCGGGCGAGAGGGCAGUGUUCGAGCAGUGCGACGUGUCCUCGUACUCGUCCCAGGCGGCCAUGUUCAGGUCGGUAUGGGCCAGAUGGGGGCGGCUGGACCUGCUGAUCGCCAACGCCGGCAACGUCGACCACGGGUCGUGGUACAACUUUGGCGGCCGCGGCGCCGGCGUCGACGACCUGCCGCCCGAGCCCGACAGCAGCUGCACGGACACGCACCUCAAGGGCGUCAUGUACGGCACCCGGCUGGCGACGCACUUUAUGCGCCACAACAAGCCCUCGCCCGGCGGCAAGAUCAUCGCCACCAGCAGCAUGCUCGGCCUCCAUCCCUGCCCGACCUUCCCCGAGUACGGGGCGGCCGAGGCGGGCGUCAUCCAAUGGGUCCGCGUCAGCGCGCCGCUGCUCAAGCUCAAGGAGAACAUCACCAUCAACGCCGUCAUGAUGGGGCCCGUCAUCACCCCCGUCAUGCCCGGGUUUGCUAAGGCCUUCCUGCCCGAGGAGCUUGUCCUCCCCAGCACCAUCCUCGAGGCGUAUGACGUCUUCAUCGAUGACGCCGAGAACCAGCGGACGGGUGAGACGGUCGAGACGGCGCACGACCGGCUUUUCUGGCACGAGAUGCCGGAGCUCAAGGCCGGGAAGCUCAAUGUGCGCAACAUGGCCGUCUACGAGCCGUGGUUUGCCGCCAUGCACGGCGAGAAGAGCGGGCUCGAGAACGCGCUACAGGGGCCGCCCGAGGGGAAUGCCGAGGAUGCUGGUCGCGCCGAGGAGUUGGCAGUGGGCAUGAGGUAAGAACGAGAGUGAGUGGUGUUGAGCAUUGCUCCCGCGAAUGGGGGUUUCGAUUACCGAGUUGAGUUGGUAAUUAGUGGGCACGAGGUGGGAAGUGAGUGGCAAUGAGGACUGCCCCCGCGCGAAUUCGGGGUGUUUCGUUUCCGAGUAGAGUACGGAACAGUUCUUGUGAUGAGCCUAGUCUAGUCAAGCUCUCGAGUCGCACCAAUUCGCUCGGCAUCAACGCAAGCGGCUCCAUGGGGCCUAGUUAGUGUAACGGUGGGAACUUACGACUUUAUGACCA
Thermothelomyces thermophilus ATCC 42464 is the source of this 1390-nucleotide messenger RNA. RefSeq lists its product as uncharacterized. Lineage: Eukaryota; Fungi; Ascomycota; Sordariomycetes; Sordariales; Chaetomiaceae. The transcript is spliced from 3 exons. Bases 160 to 1110 code for a protein of 316 amino acids. The record is from RefSeq and is a predicted model, not a curated record. Gene Ontology annotation, molecular function: oxidoreductase activity, acting on the CH-OH group of donors, NAD or NADP as acceptor. Gene Ontology annotation, cellular component: cytoplasm.